AUGGACUGUAAGGUAUAUGUGGGAGGUCUUCCGAACGAUGCUACAUCGCAAGAGAUAGAAGACGCCUUUUAUCGUUUCGGACGUAUCCGCAAAGUUUGGGUCGCUCGCCGUCCGCCCGGUUUCGCAUUCGUAGAAUUCGAGGACAGCCGCGAUGCAGAAGAUGCUGUGAAGGCUCUAGACGGAUCGAGAAUCUGUGGUGUGCGUGCGCGCGUGGAGCUUUCCCAUGGUCGCGGUCGCGGUGGCGGAGGAGGCGGUGGCUACGGCGGUCGUCGAAGCAGUUACGAAUACAGAUCCCGUUCUCCCCGCCGUGAUCGCGCGCGCUCUCGUAGCCGUGAUCGCAGAAGUCGCUCGCGCUCCAGGAGCCCUAACUAUCGCAGCCGUUCGCCUCCAGAUGAGGAUCGCCGUUCGCGCAGCAGAUCUCGCUCGCCUUCCCCGCAGGGAGAGCUACAGCUCCACGAAUGCACUAUGAAUCGUGAGGACAUCGAUAAAAUCGCUGCAUCGACUUGUAUUAUAUUUCUUUCUGGUCUGGUAUUGUUCCAGUCAUGCCAUCGCGCAUCAACGAUUUACUUCUUUGAGCUACAAACGACAACAGUCAUUUUUGUUGAACCAAUACCGGCUCUUCUCUUACCCUUCGGUCUUUCAAUCCUGUUAUGGCUAGUUUACAAAGGAACUAAAAGGAGCGCAAGUUUGGAAGUAGAACGAAAAGCAAUUAUGGAUAAACAAAAAGAAAUUGAGGCGGCUUCAUCUCCAGCAUCACGGAAAACAUCAAGGCAAGAAAGUCGAAGAGUUUCAUUGACCGAUGAGCAGACGUUCCGUCUCAAGCGUUUACUGUCGGACAUUCAAGAGAUGGACACAAUCCACAGUCAGUUUGGAGCCCAGCCAGACAGCCGAGACUCACCAGCAGGUGGCCGGCUGAGUCGCGACUCAGCGUCUAGUACAGGAAGGCAGACACCUUCAGAUGGGAAUGAGGAUGCACAAAAAACCGCCGAAUCACAGCCGGAGAGGAAAGCGGCAGGAAUAUCACCGCGAAACAGCACUGAAGAUUCAUCAGACAGCCCGCAUCGUGUGCAAACAGCUCCAGCUUCAUUCAAACCGAUUCUCAGGUCCAGAGGAUCUUCGGAGUCCGAGCGAGGAUUGCUGCCCAGGAAGAUCAGCGGGCCUGCAACAUUUUCCGGUGGCGUGCAAGCAAUACCAGAUGACUCUUACGGCUUGAGUCGAAGAUCCUCAGUAAGCAUGAGUAGACGCAGUUUUGCUGGAGCUGAUGAGCUGCCAGAUGACGACGACAGUGAGAGGGAGAGAAAUGAAAUCUAUACACAGAUUGGACAGACAAAUUUCUUCACCUACUCGUUGAGUGCGCUUAAUCUGCUUCCGAAGAAUAGACCCGGAUUCCCAGAGCUGAAGUUGAAUUUUUCUGAUAUCAUGUCAGAAUUGUUUUCCGUGCAUCUCCCUGUUUGGGGAUGUGUUGCAUCUUUCUAUAUCGUGCUUCUGGAGCUAUUUGGUGUGCACUUUGCGUACUACUUUUAUUAUCAUGAAGAAACGAUGAUCUACGCGGCCCUUGCGUUUUCUAUCAUUUUCGGAUUAUUCCACGAAUUUUGUGGAGGAUGGUUUACAAACGAUAUCCUUGCGUUUUCAUCGAUAUACAUAGCAUGCUCAAGAAUACAGGCUGUGAGCUAUCAGACGGGUGUAAUACUACUUGUUGGAAUGGCGUUGUUUGACCUGUUCUGGCUGUAUGUUAUAGAUCUAUUGAGCACUGUCACGCAGGAAUCGCGGGCACCGCUAAUGAUUAUGAUCCCAAGAGAUCAUAAAGGAAAUAAGCAGAGCCUUGCGAUUGUUGACAUUAUCAUACCAGGAAUAUUUCUUAAUGUGGUUCAAAAGUACAGUUCUAUGUUUGAUCCGGGGCUAUUCACUGUGACUUAUGCUGCAGUUUUCGGUGCACUCACGUUGACGAUGAUUUUUGCAGUGUGGAGGCAUAAAAUCACCCCAGCACUUGUGUUGCCAGCAAUUGUGGCCAUAGUAGUAUCCAUGGGAUUGAGCACACAUCGACAUGACCUUUGGCGAUUUAUGAUCAAAUACAAGCGACUGAUGCCUACAAAAACUGCUUAG
Molecule: messenger RNA, 2103 nt
Organism: Cylicocyclus nassatus
Lineage: Eukaryota; Metazoa; Nematoda; Chromadorea; Rhabditida; Strongylidae
Source: the annotation of a GenBank genome assembly